AUGACCAACUCUAAUAAGUGGGAGGAUAGAGUUAAGGCAUCAUCAGCGUUCUACUCCCAAUUGGUCACCAAGGAUAUGUCCAAAGAACUAUAUGCUUUGUUGGCUCCGAGUGCUGUCUCAGGUCCAAGUGUUGCCAACUUGGUAUACAACAUCGUGUUGGGUGCCGUCUACUGUGUGCCCUUGGUUGGAAACUUUAUUGCGUUUGGCAUGUCGUCCAUCUGGAGUGUGCUGCUCGGUGGAGGUGAGCAAGCAGCAGUCAGACACCUCUGA
Molecule: messenger RNA, 270 nt
Organism: Acytostelium subglobosum LB1
Lineage: Eukaryota; Evosea; Eumycetozoa; Acytosteliales; Acytosteliaceae
Exons: 1
Coding region: 1-270 (89 amino acids)
Source: RefSeq, a predicted model, not a curated record